This is a messenger RNA of Dibothriocephalus latus, 405 nucleotides long. The record is from the annotation of a GenBank genome assembly. Lineage: Eukaryota; Metazoa; Platyhelminthes; Cestoda; Diphyllobothriidea; Diphyllobothriidae.
GAACUUGCUAAGUACAACCUAACGGGUGUGGGAAGUUUUAUGCCGGUGCCGUCGCUGCUAAAUGCUGCUGGAAUGAGUGAAGAUGGUGGACCCUCUACGGCCGGUGUGGCUUCGGGUACUCUCGCUACCUCUAGCAUAGCCACGGGCUCAUCACUUUUCGAGUCGGAUGGCAAUCAGCGACCCACCUAUCCGCAACCAGAUGCGAACCAAAUGCUCCCAUUCAAACCCAAGGCCUAUCCGCGCACUGGCAGUCACCCGGUGGCGGGUGGAGAGUUUCCACCCCCGCCCGCAGCUUCUUCCUUAAUUCAUAUCCUUCCGCCUCCAGAAUGCUUUCAUGGUCCUUUUGUGCAAGUCGACAAGUUUUUGGAACACUUCCUCAACUUGGAGAUUCCAGAAGGUAAGUAG